Pseudophryne corroboree (corroboree frog) is the source of this 1188-nucleotide messenger RNA. RefSeq lists its product as uncharacterized. Bases 16 to 1104 code for a protein of 362 amino acids. The transcript is spliced from 8 exons. The record is from RefSeq and is a predicted model, not a curated record. NCBI's taxonomy places the organism in Eukaryota, Metazoa, Chordata, Amphibia, Anura, Myobatrachidae.
ACUGCUGGCUACAAGAUGAGUUAUGUGCACAAGAUCCUAAUUAUUACUUUGUUACAAUAUUCACUAGCAGCACAAGAUAAUGUAAUUACUGUAUUUAAUGAGGAGAAUAUUACCUGCAGUAUUCCACAACAAGAGAAGUACACAUGGUACAGCUAUGGAAUGGAAUCAUAUGGUUUAUCGUAUAAAAAGACUGAUGAACAAGGGAAAAAUUGUCGGGUUCCAUCUGAUGGUGGAAUAUUUGCUUGUGAGCCACAAAACGAAAAUUCUGUGCAAACAACAAUUGAAUCUACAUGUAAUUCUUGUAAGAUAUUUAUUGUCCCAUCACUUAAAGGUGAAUCCUAUACCUUUUCAGGCUCACAGCAGGGAAAGAGAGAGAAAGCAACCAACAAACCAGAACAUAAGGCAAAUGAAAAUGACAAAAAUAUUAUAAAAGGAAUUGGUCAAAAUGUCAAUUUCUCCUGUCAGAUUAAUAUAACAAGCUCAUUCAUUUUAUUCUGGAUAGCUGUGUAUCCUAAACGUAUACAGUGUUUACUCUCAGCUGAAAUGGACAGAAACAUAGAGAAUAACUUUACCGCUGCAUUCAAUAAGCUCUGCUAUCCUACUGCAGACAUUCGAGAAAGGGUAAAUUUUUCCAGUUCAUCAAACUACUUUGAUAAGCCUCAAUACCUUAAUCUGACUAUUUCAAGCAUUGCAGCCAUUGACAAUGGACACUACUUAUGCAUCAUAUAUUUAUGGAAAAAUGGUGGACAUAAAUGGGAAAUUGCAAAUAACCAAUCACUUCAAGUAACUGGAAAUCAAGAUGGAAAGCCUGUUACAGAUUCAUCUAUGUAUAUAGCUGCUGGAACUAUAGGAGGAGUGGUUGCUUCGGUUGGCAGUUUAUUCCUGAUUAUUUUUUGCAUCAGAACUAAAGGGAAACAAGUGCAAGCAAAUCAGAGUCCUCCAAACGCUGUAGAACCUACAGAUGAUUAUGAAUGUACUCCCUAUGCAGUGAGUGAAAGAAGGGAGGAGAAUCCAAGAAUUUUGUACGCACUUGCACAAUCACCAAAGCUAGCAUCAGAAUAUUCAGAAGUGGAGCUGAAAUCUUUGGUUGCACCCAGAGAUUGAUUUAGACCUCACGGGGCCCUAAGCAAGAUACCGAUUUAGGCCCCCUCCCUCAAACAAUAAAUAGCACUAUAUUUUCAUUCCUGA